Molecule: messenger RNA, 1477 nt
Organism: Solanum tuberosum (potato)
Lineage: Eukaryota; Viridiplantae; Streptophyta; Magnoliopsida; Solanales; Solanaceae
Exons: 7
Coding region: 559-1275 (238 amino acids)
Source: RefSeq, a predicted model, not a curated record
CAGAAGAGUAAUAAGGGAUGUUUUUUUUAAAAAAAAUACAAGCUUUCUAUAGUAGGUUUUUCUUGUAAAGGCUACACACAUCUCGAGAAUCUGCUCACACACCGCCACCGCCCACCGGCAGUACACUAGCCCAGCGACCAUCGCCCUCCGGUUGCAUGUGUCAUGUCUAGCCUCCUUUGCGUUCCAGCUGCUUCUUUUAACUGUUUUAUUGGUACCCCUCCACACAACUGGAUCUGAGAUCUGGGCAAUCACACUCCUUGGAGCUGAUGAUUGUGUGUUCUCAUCCUCUCCUUUUCACUAAUUGUAUUCAAAGGGGUUAUAAUGCUCCACUCUGUGCACUCACCGCGAUGUUUUGCUGGGACAUAGCAGGCUCAGUUUCUGGGCUCUUUCCUUUGUUCCUGUGGCGGCUGCAAUUUCUUUCUUCUGUGAUUUCAUCGAGCAUUGACAAUGGCUACGGUCAGAAAUCUGAAAAUCUAGACAUCUACUUGCAAACGCAUACUGAAGGAUCUCCAUUCCUAUGAGAAAGAGGUUGAGAGAGAAGCUGCUAAGACUGUUGAUAUGAAGGAGAAAGGUGCCGAUCCCUAUGACCUCAAACAACAGUUGAUUGUCCUAGGCUUGAAGAUGGAAAGCAGUAUAAAGGAUGAACUCUACUCUGACAUUUUCGAUAUGUCAAAUCUUCAAUCAAGUCUUAGGCUGACUACCAAUUCCGGAAACAAUGAUUCACAUGAGAGCGAGUGGUGCGACGUGUGGAGUGAUGAUGGAGAUUUGUGCCAUGAUUCUACUGAUAAACUGGAUAAAACAUCUGAAAUGGACAGGGAAUGGCAGAGGCGGCAUGACCAAUUCCACACUGUCGGAUACCGUGAUGGUCUUAUGGCAGGGAAAGAAGCUUCAGUUCAAGAGGGAUUUAAUGUUGGUUUUACAGACUCUGUGUAUGUUGGUUACAACUGGGGUCUUGUCAGAGGUAUCACUAGCGCUUUGGCCUCUCUUCCCAAUGGCUUAGUAGAAAGAAUGGUUGAUACAAAGGAAAUCCAGAAUAAGUUCCAGCACUUACAUGAGUCUGUGCAAUCUCGUUCAACAGUGGAAAUGCUAAAGGUGUUCCGUGAUUAUCUGACAAAGAAAGCGGAAGAGAGUGCUAAAAAUGACAACUCUAGCUCCUGCUUGGCUGAUUCCAGCGACCUCAGUUCCAAUGACAGUCUUCUUGAGAAUUACCAGAAAGAGCUUCAAUUACUUAUUGAUGAAUCAGGGCUCAAAUUGCACUUAGAUACAAAGAAGUAGCUUUUUCUUUUCCUGCUUAGCUCAUUGAAGUCACUUCUAGUUUUCAUCACAAUCCAUGAAAAUUGCAUUCAAAAAGAGAAAAAAAACAGUACACUUGAAUGCAUAGUUUGUACAUAGUAUAUUUCUAUUUUCCAACAUUUUAUGCGUGGUUUAGUUAAACAUGUAUUGUACUCUGAUGAGAAAUUACUUUUUCCGCCUUCUA